AGUUCCGAGCUGGGCGGAAGUGUGGCGGUGCAGGAGAGUUCCAUGUGAGUGAGAGAGGGAGCAGCACGCUAAGUUACAGUAAUAUCUAGGGUAGAGAAUAUGGGCAAAAAAAGCAAGAAAGAGAAGAAGGUGAAGGGAGCGGAGAAGACGUUGGCCAAAAUGGAGAAAAAGGUCUCCAAGAAGUCAAAGAGGGAAGAGGAGGAUCUGGAGGCUCUCAUUGCCGAGUUCCAGUCUUUGGACGCCAGGAAGACCCAGGUUGUGGAGACACCCUGCCCCCCUCCCUCGCCCCGAUUAAACGCGACCCUCUCUGCUCACCCCGAGAAGGAUGAGCUGAUCCUCUUUGGUGGGGAGUACUUCAACGGCCAGAAAACCUUCCUGUACAACGAGCUCUACUUCUACAACAUUAAGAAGAACUCGUGGGUGAGAACCGACGUCCCCAAUCCACCGCCGCGGAGAUGCGCCCACCAGGCGGUGGUGGUUCCUCAGGCGGGCGGACAGCUCUGGGUGUUCGGGGGGGAGUUUGCGUCACCAGACGGAGAGCAGUUUUACCAUUACAAAGACCUGUGGGUCCUGCACCUGGCGACGCACACCUGGGAGCAGAUCAAAGCGGCAGGCGCGCCGUCGGGACGCAGUGGCCACCGGAUGGUGCUGUGUAAGAGGCAGCUGGUUGUAUUCGGCGGUUUCCACGAGAGCGCCAGGGAUUAUAUUUAUUACAACGAUGUCCACACCUUCAACCUGGACACCUUCUCCUGGAGCCGUCUUGCCCCAUCGGGCGCUGGGCCCGGCCCGCGCUCAGGCUGCCAGAUGGCCACCACGCCUGAUGGUGGGGUCGUCAUCUACGGGGGCUAUUCCAAAGUGAAAGCCAAAAAGGAUGUGGACAAGGGCACAAUUCAUACAGACAUGUUCCUGCUGAAAAAGGAGGGCCAAGAAAAGUGGGUGUGGAGCAGAGUGAGCCCCUCAGGAGUGAAGCCCACCCCUCGCUCCGGAUUUUCUCUGGCCGUGGGGCCUGGGGGCCGCGUGGUGCUGUUUGGAGGUGUGUGCGACGAGGAAGAAGACGAGACCUUGGAAGGAGAUUUCUUCAACGACAUGUACUUGUACGACAUGAACAAGAGCCGCUGGUUUGUCGGUCAGCUCAAGGGGCACCGGUCAGAGAAGAAGAAGCGGCGAAGGGGGAAGACAGCCGAGGGCGAUGGGGCCGAGCCCAGCGAGAGGCAGGGGGAGGGCGGCCAGGCUCCCCGGGGGCCGGUGGAGGUGGUGAAAGAGGUCGUGGCCGAGGACGGCACGCUGAUGACCAUCAAGCAGGUGAUCUCCGUGCCGGGAGAAGGGCCCCUGUCCUCAGAGAGCGAGGAGGAGGAGGAGGAGGAGGAAGAGGAGGGCACAUCGGCCGCUGUGGUGGAGCCUUGUCCCCGGUCCAACGCCAUGACCACCGUGAAGCACGGGGUUCUGUAUCUGUAUGGCGGGAUGUUUGAAGUGGGCGACCGGCAGUUCACACUCAGCGACCUCUACGCCAUUGACCUCCACAAGAUGGACAAGUGGAAGGUUCUUGUGGAGAUGGACCCCAAGACCCAGGAGUGGCUAGAGGAGUCGGAGUCAGAUGAGGAUGAGGAGGCUGAGGGGGCGGCCGGAGGGAAUGAGGAAGAGGAGGAUGAAGAGGACUCAGAAGAAGAGAAUGAUGAUGAUGAUGAUGAUGAAGCUGAGGAGCACCCUCCUGUCGAGGAAGGAGAGUCGUGUCCCAACUAUCAGCGCCGGACGGAGCAGUACUGGGUGAAACUUGCCCGGGAGAACAUGGGCCCUGAUGCCAAGGACAAGAAAGUGGUGAAGGUGGCACAGGCCAUGGCAAAGGUGUUUUACGAGGAGCGGGUCUGAAAUCCGUGUCAGCUUUAAUCGGGGGCCUGCGGGCCCUGGGGACAAAUAGGCACAGGCUGAGCCAACUCUGAAGACAAGCGGCUUUUAUCAGGCAGCUCAGGGAUGCUCAAACACUGGUCCUCUUCAGGAGGAACCCACAAGAUCUCUUCCUCUGAAGAUGGAGGCUCAGGUUUCGGACACAAAGUGAAUACGAAUAAAUGGAAUCCAUAUCCCAAUAUUAGUACAGUAAAACCUGUUCUGUUUUGAAAAAUUCAAGGCCAUUUGUCUGAAAUGACUCAACAGGAAGUGCAGUUUCCUCCGGUUGGUGGCUGAUGCUUCCCUUCAAAAUAUUUUAAUAUCAUUUAAGCCAAUUCCUUUAAAGUUGCCAUUUAUAUCUUCUCACAAGGAAGAGAAAAACGGUGUUGGGGAAACACGGUUUUCUGUCCUGAUGAUGUAAAGCCUUCACCCAUGUUGACUGUGUUUGGACAAGUGAACUUUGCUAAACCUUGAACAUAACACAGCUCCAAGUCAUGAUCCACUCCCUAUAUACAAUAGGCACUGCUGCGCCCUUCUCGAACCUGAACCUGUCUUCCUGAUAGCCAGGGUGAAUCGCUUCGGCCCUCCUGGGGGGAAAAGGCCAUUGAUAAUAAACGCACUAUAAUAAAUACGGUUUUGUUAAACUAAA
Lepisosteus oculatus (spotted gar) is the source of this 2530-nucleotide messenger RNA. RefSeq names its product kelch domain containing 4 (gene klhdc4). The record is from RefSeq and is a predicted model, not a curated record. Gene Ontology annotation, molecular function: protein binding. NCBI's taxonomy places the organism in Eukaryota, Metazoa, Chordata, Actinopteri, Semionotiformes, Lepisosteidae.